Messenger RNA from Botrytis sinoallii, 12660 nucleotides. RefSeq lists its product as uncharacterized. The transcript is spliced from 7 exons. Gene Ontology annotation, molecular function: protein binding; ubiquitin-protein transferase activity. NCBI's taxonomy places the organism in Eukaryota, Fungi, Ascomycota, Leotiomycetes, Helotiales, Sclerotiniaceae. Gene Ontology annotation, biological process: protein polyubiquitination; proteasome-mediated ubiquitin-dependent protein catabolic process; positive regulation of protein catabolic process. The coding region runs from base 1 to 12660 and encodes 4219 amino acids. The record is from RefSeq and is a predicted model, not a curated record.
AUGGUCAGAAUAAUCAAGACAAUACAGCCCAAGCAUGUUGAAACCUUAUCUCCUUUCGUCAGCGAAUUCGGAAAAACCGCAUGCUCCAUAUCUCUGCCCCUCCUCCCACAACAUCUCGCACAAUUUCCUACAAGAUGGCCUUUUCCCCGUGGCGACCUUUAUCAUUGGAUCUCUCUCUUGAAUCGCUUCGAUGUGAUACUUGAAAGAUUUUGCACAACAUAUAAACUCGCAGAUGGCCCUCAAAAGGUGGACUUCGGUUGUGAGAUGCUGAAGUCGAAUGUAGGAGCAGCAGCGGAUGAUACGAAGACCUAUGACCUGUUGGAGCUGGGCUAUGGAGAAGAUGGAGAUAGACAAUUGAUCGAGGCGAUCUUGAAAUUCUCAAAGAUGCUUCUGGAAAAUUGUGGCAAUCGCAGUAUUUAUUCCAGCAGUCCGCAUCUGGGGAGCUUGCUCAAUACUACGUCUUUGUCAUUACUCGAGAAUACUCUUCUUGUUUCAUCCCAAUUAGCCCAGAGAUACAACUCUGCUAUGAAGCGUGUCGGAUCUGCUAGGAGUACUAAGCAUCUAUUGGCAGAGCAUUACAAUAUCGAUCUCAACAGAGUUCUUCAGCUGGCACUGCCUUUCAGCAAGACUACCACUAGUUCUCCAGGCUCGGGGCACCCAACAACACCCGGAGCCAAAGGCAAGGAGAAAGACAAGGCCUAUUUCAACCUUCCAUUAAGCCCCAAGAAUUCAACAACUGUUGUCUAUGCAAACGAUCUUGUUUCCAUAUACAAAGGCGGAUCGGGUGUCAGUACAAAUACAAAGAGCCCUCGUAGGAGUUCAGUUAAUACUGCUUCACCUCAAUCGCAAGCAAGCUGGGAUGAAUGGGGCGAUGUCAGAAUGACUUAUUAUCCUAAAGUCAAGACUGAAUCCGAGCCGGCCAAUAAUGCUUUGAAGCCAGUCGAGACUGUUCCUAUCCCUUCUGGACAACCGCCCGUCACUCCAACACCUGUUCGCAGAUCAUCUAACCUUGGCCCGAACGCUCAACGCGCGAAUAGAUCGUCGGCAACCGAAGAAACAUCCCCAGUAUUGGCACGCACUCCAACAAUGCCUGCGGACGAUGCCCAACGACAGAAUGCUAAAGUCAUAGAGAUUUCUUCAGCAAAGCUCAGAUCCACAGAUAUCUAUUCUUUGAUGGAGGAGUAUAGUUUGGACCUUCCCCAAGAUCUGCAAUAUGAGCUAUUUACAAAGAUUCGGAUUGCAAAAGCUCUCAUCUCUUCAUUGGAGACUCGACAACAGGCUCUCGUGAUUAGAAUGCUUGCUGUUGCAAAUAUGGCUAAUGUCUACGCCGAACCAGUCUUCCUUGAGAACAUCAUGAAACAAGACAGCGACGAGCCAAAGCGUUUACAAUUUAUCUAUCAGGUUGCUGAUUUGGUGCACCCACCGGCCGAAGGCGACAUCGCUGUCUCUACAUACAUGCAAACGCUGGCAUUUUCGACGCUCGAGGCUAUCGCGGGUAUCUCAUCAAAAUUUCAAGAUGUCUGCAAAGCUCUGAAUACUACCAUAAAUCAUGGUGUAAUGUUGUAUGUCAUCCGUAAAGCUGUGGCAGAGAUGGCUGUGGAAGAUCUCGGUGACAAAUUGACAGAAAAGGAUCAGUGGCGAAAUGCUUUAUUCUCACUCAUGACCAGUCUCUGCCAAUACCCCCGCACUGCAGAGGGUCUUGUCACAGCUGGCUUGAUACCUAUCAUGAUCGAAAUUCUUGGCCUUCGCACCACUGUGGCCCAGCGCUAUCAGCCGAAAACUUUGUCGUUCCUGGACAAUGUAGUGUACAGUGCUCGUGAAGCCUUUCAGAUAUUGGUCAAUGCAAAUGGCCUUGAUCGAGUUUCUGAUCUGAUUGUUCACGAGACCACAGUUGCCUCAGGCAUUGCAGAAUCCGGCAGUGUAAUGCCAGUCGAACAUCGUUCACCAUCUACUGAUUAUGAAGUCCCUUUCUAUCAACAACAAAUCUUGAAAUGGCUAUUCAAAUUCAUUCACCAUAUGAUGUCAUCUGCGAAUAGUUACGGAGGUAACUUUGAUCGUAUCUUGCGCAACCUUAUCGAUUCUUCACAACUGCUUGGUAGUUUGCGUCAAAUCAUUGGAAAUGGCCGCUGCUUUGGUUCCAUUGUCUGGACUAACGCCGUUGGCAUUCUAAAUGGUUUUAUCAAUAAUGAGCCUACGAGCUUUGCAAUCAUUGCAGAGGCUGGUUUGAGCAAGGGAUUUCUAGAGGCGGUCACCGGUAGUCCACUUGUGUUACCAUCACCCAAGGAACCCAAGGAAGAAAAAGAUGUUAGGAGGCGGCGGCGUAGUUCCGCACGCAUCCCUCUCGAAGGACCUGAUGGGGAUAUCGCAUCAUCUGAUGAUGAAGAGGAAGACUAUGACGACGACGAUGACGAUGAUGAUGAUGGACCCCUUUUUGAUCUCACGACCACACAACCGCCAACACUAGCGAUGCUUCAAGCUCCCCGCGAUGGCCCUCUUGCCCGCGGCAUUAUGCCAACCCAAGAGACCAUCAAUAUCAUCCCUCAAGCAUUUAGCGCGCUCUGUUUGAAUAACACUGGUAUGAAGAUGUUUCGAGCCUCUCAUGCUCUGCGUUCAUUCUUCGAGAUAUUCGAGAGCCCUGAGCAUGUCAAAUGUAUGGAGUCCAAUGGAGAGUUGCCAUCCAAUUUAGGCGCCACUUUCGAUGAAUUGGCACGUCACCACCCAACUCUCAAGGGCGAGAUCAUCAAUGCCAUUCUUGUUAUGGUUGUCCGAGUUGGAUAUUUAUGCAAAACAAAGGCAGAGAAAGAUAGAGCUGGCGCUAAAUUGUGGGAACACGAUUCGGCCGGUAACGUCAUUGCACUAGGCGCCGCUUCAAACAGCCCCUCAGAUGCGAAAGGAAAGGGCAAGGCUGUCGAUAGUGGCAGUGAUGUUGAGAUGCGCGAUGCCGAUGACACUGCAUCCACUCCAGUAUCAACCAAAGAACCCGAUAUCUCCAUGACACCAUACAUUACCUCUGUCGCUUCUUUCCUUGCCACUGUAUUAAACAAUUCAUCGGUUCGUAGCGAAUUUUGUGCUAGAGGUGGAAUUGAGUAUGUGCUUGAUCUCGCUGAAUCUCAAAGUCUGCCAGCAAAUUUUGGAGACGGAAUUUCUUCGCGCAAUUUGCAGAACGUUAUUGCUCUUCUCGCCGAGCAAAAACCAUACCUCGUGAUUCCAUCUCUUUUGAAGCGAGCUCAGGCUGCCGCAGAUGUCCUUGAGCCAUUUGCCAAACACGAUCUCAGCACAUCUUUCUUUGCUCCAUUUGUGGACAGUCAAAGCCGUGAACAUGCCGACGAAAAGAUAUUGGCUCAAGGCACUGCUUUCGCGAAAGCUUUUGUCAACGUUCAUUCAUUGGUCGCCAAUUUGACCGCUUCCAUACAGGGAUCUCCAUACAGUCACAGGAACACUCCAUCUGGCUUCAACUCCAUGAAUUUCGCUGAUCACUACAACCGUUUGAUUCAAACCCUUGGCCCACUCUUAGGCGCAUCUCUCAAGGAAGAAAUCUUGUUACAGAGACUUGUUCCAAAGAGCUGGCAACAAAUACCAUCAGCACGAAUCAAGGAUAAUGGAAUUAGCGAUAUGAUCCCAGACACUGUUGUUAGUACAGAACCAUCUCCGCCUGUUGCAAACGUUUCAACAUCAACUGUCGAACCUGACACUUCAUCUCCAUCCGUUGACGUUACGGCCUUGCCUGUUGCGCUGCAAACAGAGCUUGCGAACGCAAAUUCUACUUCGGAUACACCCGCGAAGCCGGCGAGUCAAUCAACUCAGAACGCUUCAGAACUUCAGAGCCUCGGAGCUUUGAACAAUUCUGCUCAAUUCCGAAACUUUGGCACGUUGCGCUACCUCCUUGGUAGAAUGCCUCGAGUUAUUGGUCCGUUUUUCCAGAACGUUGGCAAGGUCCUUCUUAGUAGGAGGAAUCCGGAUCCAUACUACAGACAAAACCAUACCACUAUUGCCGAAGCUUUGUCUGAGUCUGUGCUCAAACAACUGGCACGUCCAGGUGAUGAUAAUAGUAUCGACAACUACUCUUAUUGGAUCGGAUUGUUACAUGUAUUGAAAGAUAUGUUAGUCGACUCCUCACGUCAUGCAGAUCGUCAGAUCCAAACCAUCAGUAUUGUCUUGCAAGCUUUCAAGGAGCGUUCUGGAUUUACUACCCUGAACCGUAUUCUAGAAGCUUUUACUUCUGAAAUCCGUGCUGGCAAUAACAACUCAAACGAGCAACAAGGGGAAAAUAAGACACCUGAAAAGACCAUGAGGUUUGAGUUGGCGACUAUUGGUGCCAAACAGAUUCUUUCCUUGUAUGCAAUUCUUGUCAAUUCAAAGCAUAUUAUAGAAGUUCCGCAAACUGUGGCUAUGAUACCUCGCAGUGAACGAGAUCGCGAUCGUUCUCGGUCCGACUCUUUCACACCCGGCCAGUUCGUGGUAGAGCUUCGCAUGGCAAUUCUUCCUACUGUCCGAGGUCUGUGGGAAUCUGAUUUGAUUGAAAGGGCCCCAAGCCAAAUAUCAGAGAAACUCAUUGAAGUAAUUCGUACUAUUGCCUCAACGGAAGGUGAAACUGGAGCUAUCAAGAGAACUACCGAAAACCAAUCGGCUCGACAGCCAAAAUCUCUCCGAAAGGCCUUCAAGAUCAAUUCUGACAGUGUGACCACACUCAAAGAACAAGGUUAUGACGAAGACUUAGCCAAGGAAGCCCUGUAUCGCUGCUUCAAUAAUCUUACCAAUUCAACUGACUAUUGCAAGGAACACAAGAGAGAAAGAACUCGCGGGCGCUGUCCAAUUCCUGACGAUGACAUCGAGGUUGCUCCCGAGCCUGUUGGUAAUUCUAGACCUUCAAGUGGAUCCACUGGAACAGCAAGCCCAAAUGAGCAAUCCAUUGCCACUGAUCCUACCCAAACGGAUGUAACAGCGAUCAUUAACUCACUUCAAACAGUAGCUACAGCUCCAACAUCCGGUCAAACAGGCGCCCCUGAGCCAGCAAACGAUCCUUUCACUCCUCAGGGCUUUAAUUGCAUGAUGAACCAACUCGCCCCUGGCUACGAGAACGGCGCCGGAUCAAGUGCGCCUCGUGAAAGUUCUGCGUCGAACCCUACACAAUCUAUCAAGGUCGAAGAGCCAUCCUUCAAGCAAGUCACCGUUGAUGACUUGAAUGAUGAACGAAAGCUUAUUCGAGAUAAUUUGAUUGAUAAGUGCUUAGAUGUCAUCAAUGCUCAUGGCGAUGUUACCUUUGAAAUAUCUGACUUGAUUACUACCGUGGUCAAUAAAUCUCCAGAUCACUCUGGACUGAGGAAGAUUGUCGCCGAAACACUUGUUGUUGCUCUAAUGUCAUUCGCAGGUGCUGAGGAUGUCCGCACUGAGGGUAAUAAGAUUGCUGCUUAUGCUCAUUUAUUGGCGUUGAUGUUGCGUGAAAAACAAUUCUACGCUGCUGCACUGGGAGAGCUCAAGGAAAAUCUCCCUACUUUACUCAGUUUCGUCAAGUUAUCCCCUUCGCAUUCCGCCGAGGAACCAUCACCUUGGAUCGCACAGAUUCUUCUAAUUGUUGAAAUGCUUUUGAGCGAAGACGCCAAGCCAAGAAAGGCUAAGUGGACACCACCAAAAGAUGAAAAUGAAAAGGUUGUGGCACCUGUCCUUGAGCAUGUAGAGCUCGCAGUAUCCGAUGAAGAAAGAUCUCAACUAUUAGAGUCUAUCCUGGAUAUUCUUCCACGAAUUGGAAAAGAAGAAUCCCUCGCACUUGCUGUACUUCGAAUCCUUGUCAUACUGACACGUACCCGCUCAGUUGCGCAAGGCAUGGGUGAAAAGAAAAACAUCCAGCGAUUGUUUGUCAUGGCAAAGCAGCUUGCAGGGGCCAGUUCAACUCGCAUUCACAGCCCUCUUUUGCUCAUCCUUAGACACAUAGUUGAGGACGACGAGACUAUCAAACAGAUCAUGCGAUCAGAUAUCAAGGCAUUCUUCGAUCACAAUAUUCGGCCACAGCGAUCCCCGGUUGAUCUUCAAUUGUACUUGAGAGGAUUGCAACAUCUCGCCAAUCGUGCCCCGGCACUAUUUGUUCAAGUAACUAACGAGAUGGUCGAAUAUACAGGAUGGCCUUUCCCAUCGUCUGAACAGACAGCUCGGGUACCAUCGUUAUUACUCAAGGGUGAUCCUCCAAGUGAAAGUCCAUCCACAGCCAAGGCUUCUGAAGAUGCUGUCCAGCCAACCGUGCAAGCCACAGAAGACCUUACUCUUCAAGAUCUUAAACCAUCUACUGAAGUUAUUGAUACUGACAUGCCGGAUGUUGCAAAGGCAGUGUCUCCAGAGUAUAAAACACCCGUAGUCGAGAAUCCAGAUGGUGUCAUUCACUUCCUACUAUGUGAACUCUUGAAUUAUAAGGAUGUGGAAGACAAAGAUCGUCCAACCACUAGCCAUGCCGACAAGUCUACUUCGCCUGAACAUAGAGACGUCGCCAUGGUUGGUGCACCAUCCGUACCUGACUCACCUGUACCCAAAGAUGGGCAAUCUACCCAGGAUUCCACAAAACAGGAAUUCAAAGGCGAGGAGCAUCCCAUCUACAUUUACAGAUGCUUCCUGCUGCAAUGCCUCACAGAACUUUUGGCUGCUUACAAUAGAACUAAGAUCGAGUUCAUUAAUUUCAAGCGUAGCGCUCCUCCUCAGGCGAUGACGCCUUCAAGGCCUCGAUCUAGUGUGCUUCACUAUCUUCUUUCUGAUCUUUUGCCCAUUGGAACACUGGAUUACCCAGAAACCACCACAAUUCGUAAGAAGCUAACCACAUCGCACUGGGCCGACUCUGUUAUCACUGCUCUGUUGAACAAGACUGGAGAACAAAUCCUUGAUAAGCUCCGAGAGCAAAGUGAUGGAGAAGAUGAGCCCGAUCUCUUGUUCGUGCGACGUUUUGUCCUAGAGAAUAUUCUCAAGGCUUACAAAGACGCAAGCGCUUCUACCGAGCCUCUUGAGAUUAAAUAUGCCAGGAUGCUCUCACUUGCCGAUCUCAUGAUGCAUAUAAUGACUGGAAAGGAGAAUUUAGGAACUGCAGAUACUUCUGUCAGCAAGAGAUCCCAGAUGCAACUCAAGCGUAUUAUGUAUGAGAAGGGAUACAUUGCAGCUUUGACUGCCUCGGUAGCAGACAUCGAUCUCAACUUCCCUGGCGCAAAGCGAGCUGUCAAAUAUAUCCUGCGGCCCCUGAAGCAGCUCACUCAUCAUGCUAUCUACCUUAGUGAAAACGCACUUAUAUCUUCACCCCCAGGACAAGCUGACGACGAUGACAUUGAGUCUGCCACUUCAGUGUCAGAUCUCGAAGACGACCGAGAAGAGACACCUGAUCUAUUCCGAAACUCGACUUUGGGUAUGUUUGAGCAAGGGGAAGAGGGCGAUACAUCAUCUGAUUCCGAAGAUGAUGACGAGGACAUGUACGAAGGUGAAUACGAUGAUGGUAUGGAGUAUGAAGAGGAAAUGGAGCAAGACGAUGAGGAAAAUGUCAGCGACGAAGAUGAUGAUGAAGAUGGCAUGGGUCCUAUCGAAGGUCUUUCUGGCGAUCAUGGUGUUGACGUCGAAGUCAUCAUGGAAGACGAAGAUGAAGAUGAUGAUGACGACGAUGACGAUGACGAUGAUAGCGAAGAUGACGAUGAUGAUGACGAGCAUGGUUCUGACGGUAUGGAGGAAGAUGAUGCUCGUAUCGAAAUUCUCGAUGAAGCCGGAAAUGUCCAAGAGCUUGCCGAAGACGAAGAUAUCGAUGACUGGGAAAGCGAAAACGAUGAGGACAUGCAGGAAGACGACGAGGAAGAUUUCGAAGAAGGCUACGAAGGACCAGGAGGAGACAACGAAGCUGCACACGUUCAUUCCCAUUCCAUGGGUGACAUGGGCCCCAUUGGGAACCUUGUUCGUGUGCUUGCCGGCGCUGGUGAUGAAGAAGAUGCCGUUGAAAUGCUUCAACGUCUGGAAGAAGAAGGCGUUGGUGAUCCGGAAGAUGAUGAGGAAGAACCUUUAGGUGAAUACAUGGAAGAAAUCGAAGAAGAAGAAGAUGAAGACGACGAGGAUGAUAUGGAUGAAGAGAUGCUCUUUGAGCACGCAUACCCAGCGGACGGCCCUGGUCCUAUCUUUGGUUGGGAAGGAGAUGUUGAGCCUCCAAUGGUCAUCAGCCACCGUGGACAUCAAGGCCGACAUCGCCAUGCAUUCCCCAGUCCUUUCCCAUUCCUUCCUGGAGGUUCGCGCGAUCCACUUGGUGGUAGGUUACAACUCUUAGAAUCAGAACUUAUGAGCAGUUUUCUCGCAGAAAGACAAGCCGUCUCGGACCUAGCGGCAAUCGAGGAUGGCCUUCAAAGACAGAAUAGGACUGAUAGAAUUGUAGUACCAGAUUUCCGUUACCGAGCACAUAGAUCCGGUGCUCCACCCCCAUAUUCCAUGGAUGACGGCACAAACCCUCUACUUCAACGUAAUGGCCCAAGCGCUUUAAGCAGACCUGGCCAUCGAGGACCUCAAAUCGGCAGCUGGAUUCAAGCACCGGGACCCGGCGGCAACUUGAUAGACAUGAGUAGCGUUCUUGGCGGACGUGCUUUCGGUGAUAGCCCUGAACAAAUCCUUGACAUGAUCAGAUCCUUACGUAUCCCAGGAUCAAUCGCUCGUAAUGGACAAGCUUUACAGUUUCAUAUUACCGCUGGUCCUGGUCAGUUGCCUAGAGAACUCGAAGCAAUGUUUGGAACACGUCGUCCUCGUAAUGACAAUCACCGUGAUACCAGCGAGCCUGGAAGCGCUACAUCUUUCUCUACUCAAUGUACAGCUGCAAGAUGGUCAGAAGAGUCUAAGCUACUCUUCGGACCAAGCAAUGUUGAGAACGCUCAAGAGCUCAAGAAUGAACUCAUGGCAGCGCUCGUACCUCCUGCCAUUGAAGCUGACAAAGUUCGCAAAGCAGCCGAACUGGAACGAAUCCGCGUACUGGAAGAAGAAAAGAAGAAGCGAUUAGAAGCAGAAAAGCUGGCUAGGGAAGCCAAGGAGGCAGAGGAGAAGGCAGCCAGAGAGAAGAAAGAGGCUGAAGAGAAAGAGGCAGCUGAAAGAGCUGCAGCUGAGAUGGCGGCUGCUCAAAGUGCCCAGGCCGAUGAAUCCAUUGAAGAGCCUGUCGAGGCGGAUAAUGCCAACGCAACUGAUGCCAUGGAGGGUGUCCAGAGUGAAAUUCCGGGAGCUACCAAUGCAGAAGCACAAGAAACGGAGGUUCCAGCUGUUGAUCGUCCUAGAGUCAUGACUAUGAUUCGAAACACGCCAUAUGAUAUCACAGACCUGGGCAUCGACGCAGAGUUCCUUGCAGAGCUCCCAGAGGAUAUCCGCGAGGAAGUCAUCAUGGCUGCCGUUGCCGAGCGACGUCAACAAGCAACUGCGACAGGUUCACAGCCAACCGACAUUGAACAGGAAUUCCUUGAUGCCCUCCCAGAUGAUAUUCGAGAGGAAAUCAUGCAGCAGGAAGCACAAGAACGCCGACGUCGUGAACGUAACGAACGACGAGAGGCUGCAGCAGCAGCAGGCGGAGCUCCACCAAAUGGAGACAUGGAUCUUCCAAGCAUCCUUGCAACCUUCCCACCAGCUCUUAGACAAGAAGUUCUGAUGGAAGGUGAUGAAGAUUUCAUGGCAUCCUUGCCUCCCGACCUCGCUGCCCAAGCACGUCAAUUACGCAGAGGUCAGCCAGAUCAUGCUGGCCACCCUGGAAGAGCACCUGUAGGCGUCAUUCGCCGUCCAGCUCCUGGUGAAGAAAGUCGAGGGGCUCCUCAGCAACCAAGAGCUCGUCGGGCAAUCGUUCAAAUGUUGGACAAACAAGGUGUAGCAACACUUUUGCGGCUGAUGUUUAUUUUCCAACACAGCAGUUUCCGAAGCACACUCAACUCAGUUCUGCAAAAUGUAGCAUUGAACAAGCACAACCGUGCCGAGCUCAUUAGCACCCUUCUUCAUAUCCUUCAGGAUGGUAGUGCCGACAUGACCGCAAUCGAGCGAAGCUUUUCCUAUCUGUCCGUCAGAGCCAAGCAACCAAGAGAAAAGGAUCCAAAGACCCCUACACAAACUCUUCGACGAACACUUACUGGUCUCGGCUCGCUCGCUCAGACAAAUUCUGAGGCAUCGCCACUCAUGGUAGUCCAACAAUGUUUGACAGCUUUGGUCUACCUUGCUCAAACUAAUUUGCAUGUCGCAUCGUUCUUCUUGACCGAGCACGAGCCAUCUGGUGGACUCAAGCGAAGUCUCAGUCGGAAGGGAAAAGGAAAGGAUAGCAAAGCCCCAAGAUACGCUCUUAACUCUUUGCUCAGUCUUCUAGAUCGUGAUUUGAUCAUGGAGAGCGCAACCAUCAUGGAACAACUUUCGCUCUUACUUAAUCUUAUCACUAGCCCUCUCAUUGCGCUAGAACGAAAGCAAAAAGAAGCUAUCGAAGAAGCAGAAAAGGCCAAGGCGAGCGCAACUGCAGCCGAGACAGCCGAGACGGCUGAAGCCACUGGCUCCACCGAUGCACCCAAUCCUGACAACGUUACCGUAGGUGAGAGUGAGUCCACUGAACAACCACCGGUGGUAUCAGAUGCGACUGCUCCUGUAGAAAACACUUCCGCUGGGUCGACAUCUGCUCCAGUACUUCCGGCACUUGUUAUUCCUACAAGCGCUGAUGCCGGUGAGGCCUCCGUCGUUCCAGAUACCGACUCUUUGAAGCCCGAGGAUACUUCUAAGCAAGAACAGAAGAAGGUUCAUGUUUUCACUCCUCCUGUUGUUCCAGAACACAAUCUUCGCCUGGUUACCAAUAUCUUCUGCUGUGAGUGCAACUCAAAGACCUUCCGCGAGACAUUAUCAACCAUCAAGAAUCUUUCCACCAUUCCUGGCGCGAAGGCCAUUUUCGGAAAAGAACUCAUCGCCAAGGCUCGAGCAUUGGGUGAAGUCAUAUUAAUAGAUCUCGAGGACCUUCUUCCUCAGAUCCAAAAAGCUAGAACCGGAACUGAGAUUCAGGGUGUCGCGUUAGCCAAGUUCUCACCACCGGCAUCCGACCAGCACAAACUUCUACGUGUUCUCACUGCGCUAGAUCAUUUGUUUGAUCCUAAGCGUGAAAAGAAGGAUGAUGCAGCCAGUGAAGCAGAGGUUUCCUCUGAGAUUGUCGAAAAGCAAGAUCUCGUGUCUGGCCUCUAUGAGAACUCCACCUUUGGCCCAAUGUGGGAGAAGUUAAGUGCAUGUCUCAGUACAAUUAGGCAACAAGAUCAUAUGCUUAGUGUCGCCACUAUUCUUUUACCUUUGAUCGAAUCCCUCAUGGUCGUUUGCAAGAACACUACAUUGAAGGACACACCACUUAAUCGAAGUGCAAAGAAUAAGGAAAUGGUUCUUGCUAGUCCCGUUCCAGAGUCUCGAAUGGAGAACUUGUUCUUCACGUUCACCGAAGAGCAUCGAAAGAUUCUGAAUGACCUAGUCCGACAUACUCCAAAGCUCAUGUCUGGUACAUUCUCUUUAUUGGUAAAGAAUCCUAAGGUUCUCGAGUUUGAUAAUAAGCGCAACUACUUCAGCCGCAGCAUUCACAGCCGAAGCCAAGGUUCUCGUGCAGUUCCUCCAUUACAAUUGUCUGUUCGUCGAGAGCAGGUAUUCCACGACUCUUUCAAAUCUCUCUACUUCCAGACUCCUGAUCAAAUGAAGUAUGGCAAAUUAAGCAUUCGUUUCCACGGAGAAGAGGGUGUAGAUGCAGGCGGAGUUACUCGUGAAUGGUUCCAAGUUCUCUCUAGGCAAAUGUUCGACCCUGGCUAUGCUCUUUUCAUCCCCGUGUCUUCUGACCGUACUACUUUCCAUCCAAAUCAAUUGAGUAGUAUCAACGAGGAGCAUCUAAUGUUCUUCAAAUUCAUCGGUCGUAUCAUCGGAAAGGCACUAUAUGAAGGUCGUGUUCUCGAUUGCCAUUUUAGUAGAGCAGUUUACAAGCGCAUCUUAGGCAAGGCUGUUUCAGUCAAGGACAUGGAAUCUUUGGAUCCUGACUAUUAUAAGUCACUCAUAUGGAUGCUUGAGAAUGAUAUCACGGAUAUCAUUACCGAAACCUUCUCCGUUGAUAACGACAAAUUUGGCGUUGUCGAGACCAUUGACUUUAUUGAAGAUGGGCGCAAUGUUCCAGUGACGGAGGAGAACAAGCACGAGUAUGUUCGAUUGAUGGUCGAAUGGAAACUCACAGGAUCUGUCAAAGCACAGCUUGAUGAAUUCUUGAAGGGCUUCCAUGAUAUCAUCCCUGCUGAACUGGUCUCGAUUUUCAAUGAGCAGGAAUUAGAGUUGCUAAUCUCUGGACUACCUGAAAUUGAUGUUGAUGACUGGAAGAGUAACACUGAAUACCACAAUUAUUCGGCAUCUUCUCCACAAAUUCAGUGGUUCUGGCGUGCCAUUCGCUCAUUUGACAAAGAAGAGCGAGCCAAGUUGUUGCAAUUCGUCACGGGAACCAGUAAAGUACCCCUUAACGGUUUCAAGGAGCUUGAGGGUAUGAAUGGUUUCAGUCGAUUCAAUAUCCACCGAGACUAUGGCAACAAAGAAAGACUUCCAUCUUCUCAUACUUGUUUCAAUCAACUCGAUCUUCCAGAAUAUGAAAGUUAUGAGACCCUUCGCGCUCAAGUUCUUACUGCCAUUACAGCAGGCAGUGAAUAUUUCGGUUUUGCAUAA